Cajanus cajan (pigeon pea) is the source of this 2169-nucleotide messenger RNA. It is a transcript of the gene PAS1, whose product is annotated as FKBP-type peptidyl-prolyl cis-trans isomerase family protein. The record is from RefSeq and is a predicted model, not a curated record. Lineage: Eukaryota; Viridiplantae; Streptophyta; Magnoliopsida; Fabales; Fabaceae. Gene Ontology annotation, molecular function: peptidyl-prolyl cis-trans isomerase activity; protein binding.
GUACGUAAGAGGGUGUAUAGUAGAAUCCCCCUUUUGUUCCUCGGAGCGAAGAUUGAAGAAUAGUCAACGACUGCGCCUGAUCCAUACCAUCAUACCAUUACCAGUUCCUCUUCAAAUCAGUGAUUUGGCUUAUUUUCAAUGGCUAUGGCUGCAAAUGAGGAUGCGGCACAGGAUUUUGCACCAAAGAAAAAGCCACCUUCAGAGGAUGAGAAGAGGAAGAAGAAAAUCGUGCCUGGGAGUUUGAUGAAAGCUUUGGUGAGGCCUGGUGGGGGUGAUUCUGGACCUUCGGAUGGUGACCAGGUUAUCUAUCACCGCACGAUCCGAACAUUGGAUGGAGUACUUGUGGAAUCUACCAGAUAUGAUUGUGGAGGCAAGGGCACCCCGAUAAGACAUGUUUUGGGCAAAAGCAAGAUGUUAUUGGGCUUGCUAGAAGGGAUUCCUACCAUGUUGAAGGGUGAAGUGGCAAUGUUCAAGAUGAAGCCUCAGUUGCAUUAUGGUGAGGAUGAUUGUCCUGUUUCUGCUCCUGAUGGUUUUCCUAAAGAUGAUGAACUUCAUUUUGAAAUUGAGCUGAUAGAAUUUUUCAAAGCCAAGGUUGUUACUGAUGAUUUGGGAGUUGUGAAAAAGGUAGUAAGUGAAGGGCAGGGGUGGGAAUCUCCAAGAGAACCUUAUGAAGUGAAGGCUUGGAUUUCAGCGAAGACAGUUACUGGGAAAUUGAUCAUGUCACAUACAGAAGGAGAACCAUACUUCUUUACAUUUGGAAAAUCAGAGGUACCUAAAGGUCUUGAAAUGGCAAUAGGAACAAUGGUUCGGGAAGAGAAGGCUGUUAUUUAUGUUACCAGUCAGUAUUUAACCGAAUCUCCUUUGAUGCGUGUAGCAGAUGAUUAUGAUGAAGUCCAUUUUGAAGUGGAGCUUGUUCACUUUAUUCAGGUGAGGGACAUGCUUGGAGAUGGACGCCUAAUAAAACGCCGAAUUCGUGAUGGGAAAGGUGAUUUUCCGAUGGAUUGUCCACUUCAAGACAGUCUACUUCGCGUUCAUUAUAAGGGCACUGUUCUUAAUGAAGAAAAGAUGGUAUUUUAUGAUACGAGAGUAGACAAUGAUGGUCAACCAUUGGAGUUCUGUUCUGGAGAAGGGCUUGUACCGGAAGGAUUUGAAAUGAGCGUUCGUCUGAUGCUUCCUGGAGAGAUAGCUCUAGUCACAUGUCCACCUGACUAUGCUUAUGAUAAGUUUCCAAGGCCUUUAAAUGUCCCCGAGGGUGCUAAUAUUCAAUGGGAAAUUGAGCUUCUUGGUUUUGAAACACCAAAGGACUGGACUGGAUUGGACUUUAAAAGUAUAAUGAACGAAGCUGAAAAUAUCAGAAAUACGGGUAACAGACUGUUCAAGGAAGGAAAAUAUGAACUUGCCAAGGCAAAGUAUGAAAAGGUGCUUCGAGAAUUUAAUCAUGUUAAUCCACAAGAUGACGAAGAAGGAAAAGUUUUUGCAGAUACACGGAAUUUGCUGCACCUGAAUGUUGCUGCAUGCCUUCUAAAGUUGGGAGAAUGCAAAAAGUCCAUUGAGAGUUGCAAUAAGGUUUUGGAUGCAAAUCCUGCACAUGUGAAGGGUCUUUAUCGUCGUGGAAUGGCUUACAUGGCUGCUGGAGAUUUUGAAGAAGCAAGGGCAGAUUUCAAAAUGAUGAUGAAAGUUGACAAAUCAACAGAAUCAGAUGCAACUGCAGCUCUUCAAAAAUUGAAACAGAAGGAGCAGGAAGUCGAGAAGAAAGCUAGGAAACAAUUUAAAGGUCUAUUUGACAAGAAGCCUGGAGAAAUUGCAGAAGCUAAAGCUGAUGUAGAUGGAGAUCAGAUAACAAGAGAAACCCAGAUGGACAAUGAAGUACAUGAGGACUUAGAUGGAACAAAUUCAGAGGCGUCACAUGAAGCACCACCGGAGGCUCAACCAACUGGUUGGUCUCUCUCUUUUGGCCUUCUGGCAGAAGAUUUUUUGAAUCUCUUGGGCUUAAUAGAUGUACCAUACUAUAAUUCAACUUAAAACGUGGUAGUUGGUCAUAAUACAGUUUCUAAAGAAGGCAUUCCAGGCCAUUUUAAUACACUGGCACUUAUAGAAUGGGUUCAAGUAUUUGUAACUUUUAUCUUACCAUAUGAUGUCUUCUGAAAGAUUUUUUUUUUACCAGCUUUA